GGAGACUGGAACGAGUCAUGCACGCAAUCCAAUGAAACUCGCUCAGUCACCCCACGUCUCAAGGGCCAUCUUCUUCAAUCUCAGUUGUAAUAAUCCCCACCUGCAUCCACAGCGCGUAUCAUAACAAGCCCUCUUCGUCAACGCCGUGAUAUUUUUCUCCAACAACCCAUGAGACUAUCAAUAGAGAAUCUUUUUCAGCGUUAAACAUGCACCACUCUUUGACAAGACGAACGUGCUGAUGCAGUUUCUAACUUUGACUAUGGCUUUAGUUUCAAACGAGGGCUAAAUGUGCAGAACUGGUGUAGGUGGAGAUCUACAUCCUCUGUUCAAUGAAGCGAAACGAAAUUCAAGGCAUGCAAGCACGACCCUUUUCAGUGAUUCGUCAAAAGAGGUAGUUUCUUAAUACAGAUUUGUAGAUUUUGGUGUUUAUUGCUUUAUGGGUUUGAAGAAACUACCGCCAUAAACCUCAAAGAUAUGAUUUAUAUGAUUAGUUGAAUUGCUUAUUGAUCAAGUUUUGGUUUGGCCUCUCUACCUUCUGACUGGAUGGGUGAAGAGGGGAUGGCAAGUGAUGUACAAGAAAAGGCUGCCAAAACAAGGCCAAAGUUAACUAUACUGCCUCUUAUUGCUUUAAUAUUUUAUGAGGUAUCUGGGGGUCCUUUUGGUGUUGAGGAUUCAGUGAAGGCAGGAGGUGGCCCUCUUUUAUCUCUGCUUGGUUUCUUGAUAUUCCCUUUGUUUUGGAGUAUCCCAGAAGCUUUAGUCACAGCUGAGCUUGCAACGAGUUUCCCAGAAAAUGGUGGCUAUGUUAUCUGGAUUGCUUCAGCUUUUGGUCCCUUGUGGGGUUUCCAAGAAGGGUUCUGGAAAUGGUUUAGUGGGGUGAUGGACAAUGCCCUUUAUCCUGUGUUGUUCUUGGAUUACUUGAAGCAUUCAUUUCCAGUCUUUAACCAGUUAACUGCUCGAAUUCCAGCUCUUUUAGGGAUUACAAUCUUGUUAACAUAUUUGAAUUACAGAGGUCUGCAUAUUGUUGGGUUUUCAGCCGUUUCCCUUGCAGUAUUUUCACUUUGCCCAUUUGUAGUAAUGGCUGUUCUUUCAAUUCCUCGGAUAAAGCCUCAGCGGUGGCUAGUUGUGAAUUUUAAGAAGGUGGAUUGGAGGGGUUUCUUCAAUAGUAUGUUCUGGAAUUUGAAUUAUUGGGACAAGGCCAGUACUCUGGCAGGGGAGGUUGAAAAUCCAAGUAAAACAUUCCCCAAAGCACUUCUUGGAGCAGUGAUUUUGGUUAUUUCUUCAUAUUUAAUCCCACUGCUUGCUGGGACAGGGGCUUUAAGCACUCAGUCCAGUGAGUGGAGUGAUGGUUAUUUUGCAGAAGUUGGUAUGUUGAUUGGUGGGUUUUGGCUCAAAUGGUGGAUUCAGGCAGCUGCUGCAAUGUCUAAUUUGGGGUUGUUUGAGGCAGAAAUGAGUGCUGAUGCUUUUCAACUUCUUGGAAUGAGUGAGUUGGGCAUGCUCCCCAGUAUAUUUGCUUCAAGGUCGAAACAUGGGACUCCAACUGUUAGCAUUCUUUGUUCAGCUACUGGAGUCAUUUUCUUGUCAUGGAUGAGUUUCCAGGAAAUCCUGGAAUUUCUGAAUUUCUUGUAUGCUAUAGGGAUGCUUCUUGAGUUUGCAGCUUUUAUAAGAUUAAGAAUAAAGAAACCAGAUCUUUAUAGACCAUAUAGAGUUCCUUUGCACACUUUUGGAGUAUCGAUGCUUUGCCUGCCACCCGCAGUUUUACUCAUUCUGGUUAUGUGUCUUGCUUCUCUAAGGACAUUUUUAGUAAGUGGUGCAGUUAUUGUGCUGGGGUUCUUCUUAUAUCCGACUCUAGUUCAUGCAAAGAAUCGGAAUUGGGCUCGAUUUGAUACAGAACCACCAGUUGCUCCUCCUCCUGCCAACCCAGAAGGUGCUUUAGUAGUUUCACAACCGUAUCCGGGGGCUGAUGAGGCUUCAGUCAGCCUUCUCUCAGACUUGUCAUCUGUGAAAAUAGAGGAAGUGGGUUCGGAAAUUAUAUCAGGAGGAGACUUGAAAGCAGAGUAAAAAGCAAUUGCUUAUAAUUGUAUGAAUGUAUCAGAUUGUCAAUAAUCUAAAGAAAUAUACAUGGGCACCAUUCUUGAUUA
Molecule: messenger RNA, 2138 nt
Organism: Mangifera indica (mango)
Lineage: Eukaryota; Viridiplantae; Streptophyta; Magnoliopsida; Sapindales; Anacardiaceae
Product: probable polyamine transporter At3g19553
Exons: 2
Coding region: 544-2058 (504 amino acids)
Biological process (GO): transmembrane transport
Cellular component (GO): membrane
Molecular function (GO): transmembrane transporter activity
Source: RefSeq, a predicted model, not a curated record